This is a messenger RNA of Conger conger (European conger), 10607 nucleotides long. RefSeq names its product capicua transcriptional repressor b (gene cicb). NCBI's taxonomy places the organism in Eukaryota, Metazoa, Chordata, Actinopteri, Anguilliformes, Congridae. Gene Ontology annotation, cellular component: nucleus. The record is from RefSeq and is a predicted model, not a curated record. Gene Ontology annotation, molecular function: RNA polymerase II transcription regulatory region sequence-specific DNA binding; DNA-binding transcription factor activity, RNA polymerase II-specific. Gene Ontology annotation, biological process: regulation of transcription by RNA polymerase II.
GUAAAGGGACUCGGAGAGUUUUCCCCCUCCUUUGAGUUGCUGUGAGGAAAAAAAGACAUGUUUUACGGAGGGAAAAUAAAGUAAAGCCCGAACAGACAGCAGCCAUGGACGGCAGUGUGAUUUUAUUCAUUUUCGUAUUUGCCAUUUCAUCUGCGAACAGCACCGUAAAUCUUUCUGUUGCCAACUGAAUCUUUCCAUUGGGUUUGGAAAAAGUCAGGACAGGAAGAGACUGUGAGAGGAAGAGGAAGAGAAGGGAGGAGUGAGAGAAGAGCGGACACAAAAAGCACUGAAGGGCGGCACUUUAAAGGAAAGGGGGGGACGAAGACGAGGCGAGUGGAAAAAGAAAAAAGGAUGAAGCAGGUGAAAAAGCAAGGAGGGCGCUCCCCUACGUUGGCCCGGGCCAAGGGGGGCCGGAGGCGGGGGGCAGAGGGGGAGAGGAGAGACCGAACCAGGGACGGUGCUGACGAGCAGCUGCAGACCGCGAGACAGACCCCGCCCAGUUCUCACACCUCCGAGGAGGAGCCAAUCAGGGGCGGCGGAACCCCCGACAGGGAGGGCCAGAGGGAGCAGGGGCCGGGGCGGCCGGAGGACCGGGAGAGGGCGGAGGGCGACCGGGGGGCCCCUAAACCAGGGGGGCCGCACAGCAACAGCAGCAGCGCGGCCAGCGCGGGCAGCAGCCCCAACCCCUCCUCCAACCGCAAAACGGCCACCUUCAAGGCCCGCGUGCCCAAGAAGAAGUACACCUACGAGCACUGCUCCCUCACGCCCACGCACUGCUCCCUGACCCCCACGCACUGCUCCCUGACCCCCACACACAGCGCCCUAGCCCCCACACACAACGCCCUCACCCCCACGCACAGCAGUACCUACAACCACAGCGGCAGCAGCAGCGGCAGCCAGUCGGCGGCCCCCAGCACGGUGACGAGUGAGGACAGCGCGGACGCGGACGCUCUGAGCCAGAGCGGGGGCCUGCCGGAGGACUGCAGCGCCGGGCCGGCCCGUCACAAGGCCGGGGGCGCCGGGGAGCGGCUGGGGGAGAGAGGGCCCGAGGGGGACGCCGAGGGCGAGGGGGCCCCCAGCUCCGUGAGGUCCUCCUCCACGGACACGGCCAGCGAGCACUCCGCGGACCUGGAGGUCCCGCCGCCCCGUCUGCAGCCCAGCCCUCUCCCCUCACCCCCCGGCCUGCCCGCCCGGCGCAGCCCCCCGCCCUGGAGGGACGGCCUGCCCGGGGGCCUGGAGGACGCAAUGGCGAAGGGGCUGAAGAACCAGCGGGUGCUGGCCCGCCACCGGCGGAGGACUUGGGCCGGCGAGGCCCCGGAGGAGGACAGCAGGGACAGGACUGCCCCGCCCUGCCCCGUGUUCUGGCCGGGCGUGGUGCGGGGCGUGAGCGGGGAGGGGCGCACCGUGGGGGUGCAGCCCAACGGAGACUCCACCCUGCACCACUACCCCUUCAAAGGCACGGCGUCCUGCGACUCCGUGGACCUGGUCCUGGACGCCCAGCCUCCCGGCUCCAGCCCCGUCGCCAUAGGGACGCGGGUGUGCGUGCCGUUCGGGGGCGGGGGCGGCGAGGCGGGGGCGGGGCAGCUGUACCGGGAGGGCGUGGUCUCCCAGGUGGACCCCCACCCGGCCGUUUCGUUCCCGUACCGCGUGAUGCUGAGGGAGGACGGGGAGGUGCUGGCGGACCAGGCCGCCGGGGAGGAGGAGAGGGGCAGGGCCAGCGCCCAGGCCGUGUGGGUGUCCCGCCAGAGCCUGCGCCUCCUCAUCCCGCCCUGGGACCUGCCCCAGCCCGAGGGGGGCCGGGAGAGGGAGCGGGAGGACCGGGAGCGCGAGGAGAGGGAGCGCAGGGAGGAGAUGGAGGUGGAGCGGGAGGUCAUCCAGCUCAGCAUCGGCAUGGCGUUGGGCGGGGCCAGGCUGGGCUGCGGCUUCCCUCCGGGGGGUGUGACGGGACCGCAUUUCGGCUCUGCGCCCCCCUCCACCGCCCCGUCCGGCGCCCCGAACCUGGCCCACGGCCUGGCCGCGGACCGCGACCGAGAGCGUGAGCCCCAGAAACAGCCCCAGACCCCGGAGGAGGACAUGGAGGUGUCCCACUUCAGCAUGGUCCCGCUGGCCGGGGGCAUGGGGGGCAAGCCCGGGGGCAUCCUCCAGCACCGGCAGAUCCUCUCCAAGCCCCUGGGCUACCCCGGCCCCCAUCUGUCGGUGGUGCGGGGCGUCGGCACGCCCCUGGGGCCCCACCUGAUCGCCGGCCCCCAGCCCCCUCCCGUUUCGGCACUUCUGGGCCCCGAGCUGGGCGUGGGGCCCCCUCACCUGCCGCCCCUGCCCCCCUCGGCCGGCUCCCGGAUGGAGAAGGCGCCCUCGCAGGCCCCCACCCCCACGGGCGGGGCCCCCGGGGCGGGCGGCUCGGGCUCCUCCUCCUCCUCCGCCUCCUCCUCGCGGUCGCGCACGCCGCUCACGGCCGCGCAGCAGAAGUACAAGAAGGGCGACGUGGUGUGCACGCCCAACGGCAUCCGCAAGAAGUUCAACGGCAAGCAGUGGAGGCGGCUGUGCUCGCGGGAGGGCUGCAUGAAGGAGUCCCAGCGGCGCGGCUACUGCUCCCGCCACCUGUCCAUGCGCACCAAGGAGAUGGAGGGCGGGGCGGAGCGCGACCGGGGCGGGGGCAGCAGCUCGGGCACGGCCACGCCCUCGGACCUGCGGCCGGGCGGCGGGAGGGGCAGCAGCGAGUUCGACUGGGACGAGACGUCGCGGGACAGCAGCGAGGCCAGCAGCCGGGGCGGGGACUCGCGCCCGCGCCUGGUGCUGCCAUCCCUGCUGCCGCAGGACUUCUCCCGCUUCGACCUGGAGGAGUGCGAGGCGGCCACCAUGCUGGUGUCGCUGGGCAGCUCCCGCUCGGGAACGCCCUCCUUCUCGCCCGUGUCCAACCAGUCGCCCUUCUCCCCCGCGCCCUCGCCCUCGCCCUCCCCGCUCUUCGGCUUCCGGCCGGCCAACUUCAGCCCCAUCACCGCCUCGCCCGUGCUGCCGCCCCGCCGCCACCGCCACCUCAGCGGCACGGGAACGCCCAAACUGGGCACGCCGGGCGCCGAGCGGGACCGCGAGAGACACCCCUCGGGCAUCCUGCCCUCCUUCCACACCAACCUCACCUUCACCGUUCCCAUGAGCCCCAGCAAGCGCAAGGAGGCGCCCUUACCCCCGCCGCCCCUCGCCCAGGACUACCCCAAACCCGAGCUGGAGCCGGCCGACCCCGCCCUGGGCCUGAGCCCCGCCGCCUUCCGCGUGCUGUCGCCGCACUCGCAGCCCCACACCCCCACCUUCUCCCGCCCCCGCGGCCUGACCACGCCCUCCAGCCGGCCCCCGUCCUCCAGCGCCACGUCCUCGCCCCCGCCCCUGCUGGUGUCCCCCACGCCGCCCUCGCCCCUGCCCCCCGACUCCGGCCUGCGCCGCCUGGUGCCCGUGUCCCAGCAGCCCCUGCGCGACUCGCCCGUCAUCGUGCGCAACCCCGAGGUGCCGCUGGCCAAGUUCACGGAGCGGCCCCUGGCCCGGGGGCCCGCUGCGGGGAGCCCGGUGGGGGGCAGGGGAGCGGCCCGCUCCAGGGAGAACAGCCAGGCGCCCCAGCAGGCCGCCGGACUGCAGAUCCCCGUGCCCAUCAACGCCGCCUCCACCAACGGGACGGCCCUCCUGCACGGCCCCGCCUCCUCCCUGCCCCCCUGCCACCCCGCCCAGGCCGGCCCCGCCGUCUCCAGCCCCGCCGCCAGCCCCUCCCUCAACUCCACCCUCGGGGGCCGGGACAGGGGGGGCCACGGAGGCUCCUACGGGGGGUCCCUCCAGCAGCCGGUGCCCUGCCACCCCUCCCCAACCGCCCUGCUGCCCCUCAUCCUGCCGGCAGAGUCCCUGCACCCCGCCCCCCGCAAGGACAUCAUCAUGGGCCGGCCUGGGACAGUGUGGACCAAUGUGGAGCCCCGGUCUGUGCCAGUGUUUCCUUGGCAUUCAUUGGUCCCUUUCCUGGCACCCAGCCAAUCAGAUCCAUCAGCCCAGCCUCCAGAGGGCCAGCAACCUGUUAACCACCCACAAGCACCCAAUCAGAACAAAGAGUUGCAGUGCGGCUCGGUGCUGCUGAACGACGGCAAUGUGGUGGCCGCAGCCGUGGAGAGAGGGCUCCCAUCCCGCCCCCCUGAUGACCCCCUUCCAGAGAGAGAGAAGGACCGCGACCGGGAGAGGGACCCUGAGAGAGAGAGGGGAGACAGCGAGACGGAGAGUGACGUGGACGACCCGUUCUUUCCCAGCGUGGUCCCUGACCCGGCGAUGUCCGUGUCCCCUGUGAAGAGACGCACGCAGUCGCUGAGCGCCCUGCCCAAAGACAGCGACAAGAACAGCCCCAACAAGAGGGAGAAGGACCACAUCCGGCGGCCGAUGAACGCGUUCAUGAUCUUCAGCAAGCGUCACCGGGCGCUGGUGCACCAGAGGCACCCCAACCAGGACAACCGCACCGUCAGCAAGAUCCUGGGGGAGUGGUGGUACGCUCUGGGGCCCAAAGAGAAGCAGAAGUACCACGACCUGGCCUUCCAGGUGAAGGAAGCCCACUUUAAGGCCCACCCGGACUGGAAGUGGUGCAACAAAGACAGGAAGAAGUCGAGUUCGGAGGGUCGCGGGGUGCCAGCGGGGAAGGACAUGAGGGAGAGGAGCAUGUCGGAGACCACCGAACCUCCACCCGUGUCUCUUGGGGUGGACAUGAAAGGGGGGCCCGGGCUGGUGGGCGUGGCCGAGCGGGGCGUGGGGGAGGGGCACUCCGGACAGCUGCCCCGCCCCCGCGCGUUCUCCCAGAGUGCCGUGCACAGCCUGGAGAGGAGCGAGAGGGGGAACAGCCAGGCGCUGGCGGAACUGGCGCAGGUACGGGGAACAGCCGCUGGGACCUGGAAGAUGUGUGGGGACGGAGGGGCCCAGUUCUCCGGCCGCCCGCCCGCGCUCUCUCGCUCCCAGCGCGGGGUGAGCGAGGACAUGACCAGCGACGAGGAGCGCAUGGUCAUCUGUGAGGAGGAGGGAGACGAUGACGUCAUCGAGGACACGUUCCAUUGCAGUGCCAUUGAUCUGAAGUGUAAGGAGAGGGUGACAGACAGUGACAGUGACAACGGCUCUGGGGAUGAGACUGACCACAAGCGCGUCUUCGCUCCGGUGAUCUGCUCCUCCUCCUCCUCCUCGCCCUCCAUCUCUCACUCCUCCUCCAUGGGGCGGAGCGCCUCUCUCUCCUCCUACCCCUCCAAGCGCUACGGCGAGGGGGGCGGCGGAGGGGGCAGCUCCGAGCGCAAGAGGAAGAGAGGGAUGGAGAGCGGCGGAGUGAAGGAGGGGAUGAGGGGAGGAGGCGGAGGAGGGGAGGGAGGCGGAGCCGGCGGCGUCUCCCUGUCCUCAGGCCAGUCGGUGAUCUCCGGGGCUCCCGUGGGCCUGUCCCCUCUGCUGGGACUGGGCGGGGUGCGUGUGGCCUCCACUGUGGUGACCAACGUGGUGCGUCCUGUGGUGAGCACCCCCAUCCCCAUCGCCAGCAAGCCCCGCGAGGGCCGCGCCCCGCCCAGCCCGCUGCCCCCGGCCCUGGCCCCGCCCCAGGCCCAGCUGCUGAUUGGACCAACGGGAGGGGGAGGAGGCGGGGUGGCCGGAGGGGGCGGGUACUACUCGUCGUCCUCCCCCAAUCCCGUAGGGGUGGGGGCGGGGCAAGGGGGGCUGCUGACCAAUCUGGUGCUGGGAAGCGCUUUCCCCGCCCAGUCCACAGUGCAGCUCAUCACCCCCCCGCCGCCGCCCGCCCCGCCCCACGGGCAGAGCAACGGGCCCCUGCCCCUGUCCCUGCUGCAGCCGCAGUUCGUCCCCGCGCCCUCCCUGGCGCCCCCCGCUGGCGGCAAGGCCGUCACGCAGGUGCAGUACAUCCUGCCCACCCUGUCCGCCACCGGCCACCCCAAGAGCCCCUCCCCUCACCAGACCGGCAUCUUCACCCUGCCCACCGCCCCGCCCACGCACGUCUCCCUGGCCAACGGGAAGCAGCCGGGGGCGGGCCAGGUGGCGGGUUACGCCUCCAGCCCGGCGAUGGGAGUGGUCAGCUCGGGAGCCAGAGUUCAAACGCAGUCCCCAGUCUUGCAGGGCAAGAUGUUGGUCCCCAUGGCGACGGUGCGGGCAGCACCUGCUCCCUCUCAGCAGUUUCCACUGGUGGCCCCGCCACUUCCUGUUCAAAACGGUGCGCAGCCAGGAAGCAAGAUAAUCCAGAUUGCCCCCAUGCCGGUCGUCCAAUCGCAGCUCCCGUCUGGGGGGGCGGUGCAUCCUGGGAGCCCCUUUCCAGUUUCCAUGGGGACGGCCACGGUGAUGGCUCCAGGCUCCGCCCCCUCACAGACUGUGCUGCUGCCGCCCCCGCCCACGAGGUUUACGUACGUUCAGUCCACUCCAGGAGGCCCCACCCCUUUGCCUCUGGUGUCCACGACGACCGGCUCCUCCCCACAGCAGACCCCUCCCCUUCCAGGGUCCGCCUACGUGCCAUCGCCCCUGGCAACCCUGGGCUUCACUGCUAUAGCGCCCCCUGGCCAGACGCUGGUGCAGCCACUGAUCGCAGGUCAGCCUCCUUUGCUAGCAUCGGCGCAGUCUCCUAACUGCCCCCCACUGUCUUCUCUACCCACCCCCACCUCUGGAGCCGGGGGGCAAAUAGUUACCGCCAUUUACCCUCCCCCCAGCGUCACCGUGGCAACGGGAGUGAUGUCCGUGACGACGGUGCCUCCCAGCGUGGUGUACACGGUGUCCAGCCCCUCGAACCUCUCCCCCCACGGUCUGCCCAAACACACACACAGCCCCCAGCCGGAGAGAGUGUUACACACGCACACGACCCAGCCCGAGAGACCGUCGCACACGCACACGCCCCAGCCCGAAAGACUGUCACACUCGCACCCCUCCCAGGCUGAGAGACCGUCGCACGCGCACACGCCCCAGCCUCAGCCCGAGAGACCGAUGCACGCGCACGCGCUCCAGAUGGAGAGGCCGUCGCACGCGCACCGCGCCCCAGCCCCUGGCGGAGAGGCCCGCGCACACGCAGUCCCACCUGGCCAUGGAGAGGCCCCCCCACAUGCAGGCCGAGAGGCAGCCCGACGCGCUGACCACCCGCAGACGGACAGACAGGCGGACCGGCCGCCCCAGCCCUGCAGCAAGCCCGGCAGCGGCUCGGUGGUGACCUCCGGUGGCUCCGUGGCGUCACUGCGGGCCGGCAGCCCUCCCCUGCCCUCACACACAGGCAGUGCGCCGGGCACACCCAAGCUGCCCCCCGUCCUGGCCAGGACCCCUCAGAAAGUGAAGGCUACAGUCGCCAACAUCCCUGUGGGCAGCUACGAAGGAGGGGGUCGAGGGAGGGACCGGGACCGGGAGCGGGAGAGAGAGAGGGAGAGGGAGAGGGAGAAGGACAGAGAGAGGGAGCGAGAGAAGGAGAGCUUCAGCGCCGGCAGCCGUUUCUCUUUCGAAGUGGAGAAAAGUGCGGACACCGGCUCCCCCCUGCCCCACCUCGCUGAUGAGGGCCCUCCAGACACGCCCACCGAGGGCCACGGCCCCGGGGACCCCAGCGCGGGGCGCAGCAGGGACGGGGCCAAAGAGACCGGGUGGAGGGACUCCCUCCCCUCCUCCCCCUUGCCUCCUCCCUCAGGGGCGGAGCCGGCGCUGCCGCCCCCUCAGAGUGACAAGGAUGCCCCCGCCCCCAAGAAGGUGAAGGCCCGCCCCCCGCCGCUGAAGAGGACCUUCGACUCUGUGGACAAGGUUCUCUCGGAGGUGUACUUUGAGGAGCGCUUUGCGGAGCUGCCAGAGUUCCGGCCGGAGGAGGUGCUCCCCUCCCCCACCCUGCAGAGCCUGGCCACCUCCCCCCGCGCCAUCCUGGGCAGCUACCGCAGGAAGAGGAAGAACUCCACGUGUGAGUUUGGAAACUUCCGGUUCCCUCCUCCAGACCUGGACUCCUCCACGGAGGACCCCGUCUCCCCCAAGAGGAAGAGCAGGAGGAGGUCCAGCUGCAGCUCGGAGCCCAGCACGCCCAAGAGCGCCGCCAAGUGUGAGGGGGACAUCUUCACCUUCGACAGGGCAGGCACUGACGGGGAGGACAUCUUGGGGGAGCUGGAGUUUGACAAGGUGCCAUACUCCUCGCUGCGGCGGACCCUGGACCAGCGCCGCGCCCUCGUCAUGCAGCUCUUCCAGGAGCACGGCUUCUUCCCCUCAGCCCAGGCCACGGCCGCCUUCCAGGCGCGGUACGCGGACAUCUUCCCCACGAAGGUGUGCCUGCAGCUGAAGAUCCGCGAGGUGCGGCAGAAGAUCAUGCAGACGGCGGCGCCCUCGGAGAGCGGGGGCCUGGGCCUGGUGGGCCUGGACCCCGCCUCCCUCCCGGGGCCCUCGGGCGCGCAGCCCGGCGAGGGGGCGGAGCCGGCCGACAGGGAGGCGGAGCCCAGCCCCUCCGCCGAGCACCACAGCGCCGGCGAAUCGCAGGACUCCGCCAGAUGAGCGCCGCGGAGACGGGACGCACUCUUUUGAUUGAUUGGCUACCCUCCAGGUCCCGCCCCCCCCUUUCUGCAUAAGCCACGCCCCAGCCUCUGUCCGCCUGCCUCUCGGUGGUUCAGCGGGAAAGAGGGUCUUUUUUUUUUUUAGGCUUCGGAAGGGAAAUUUUCGAAUGAAAAAGGGACAGGGUCUUUUUAAGUACACACCCCUCUCCUGUUUUGCACUCUUUUUGGAACACAGUGGCACAAACAUCCGUAGAUACACGCACGUCACACACAGCAUACCAUCACUACUGACUGACACAGUGACCCACAGGACUAGCAUUAGCGCCGCACCGUUAAUACUCUCAGCACUCAUUUUAAGGCUUCCAUUAACACGGACAGACGUUUGGACCGUUUUCCCAACGAUAAACUGUUACACUGCAGCGAGAACUUUGCCUAAACUGUGGCCACGGGUAUCUCUUCGCCGGACCGACUCCUUUUGGCACACGUGUUUUUAUUGGUUGAGCCCACAGAGGAAGCGUUGUGAUUGGCUGCUGAACCGGGCCAAGGACACGGAGUACCCGCUGGUUGGAUAGUACACGCUGUCAGUCACAGGGCCUGUUUCCUGAAAGUGCACAAAAUGGAGGCCUCGCCCCCCCCUGCUGGUGGGCCGGUGACGCGGAGCUGAACAUUCACCGCCCUGCCGGUGUGCGGAACUGGGGCAGAAUCUGGGUCACGUCAGAUGGCUCUGGAGCUGGGAGCGCUGCCCUCCUGUGAUUGGCCUAAGAGACACCAGCUGGGACAGACCUGCGCUCUUGAUUGGUUGGCCAUGAGGGAAGGCGCGGGGGGGGCACGUUUGGGCUCCGGAUUUGACGGCCUCGGCGGUCGAUGUUAAACGCAUACUUUUAUUCCCAUAAAACGAGACCGAAGAGUUUUAAAACGUUUUCUUUUUUUUUUUUAAAGGCGACAAACUUGAUUUUAAUUGACUUGCGUGAUCCUCCAGUUCAUUAUAUGUUAUAUUAUUAUUACAAAUACUGUUCCUUCUCUUGUUAUUGUAGCUAAUCCUCAUAACCUGCCGAUCUAUCUUUAAAACUGCUAGUCUCUCCUUCUCACCUGGGGAGGGGGUGGUGGGGGCGGGGCACGCGUAGGAGACCAGCGCUCUCUUUCUCCUUCACUCCCUCUCUUUCAGUCUUCCCUUUUUACCUUCUCUCCGUCUCCGCCGCCACGGCUGCCGGAGAGAGAAGCGCGUUCUUUUUAAAUUGUUGCCGGGGAGGGCUGGGGGGGGGGAAAGCGUUCCGUUAGAUGCCCUCAUCCCCCUCUCCCAUCGUUUCAGAGCUUGAUCUUAUCUGUCCAUUAUUAUCCCUCCAUCUCUCUUUCCUCCCCCUUCCUCCUUUUGUCACUUUAUUUUUUCCCUCUCUCCUGCGCUCGACGGUUGAGUGCGGAGGGAACGGGGGAGGGGGGCACAGAGAGUGGACGGGGCGUCUUCACAGACCGGGUUGUCUUGUACAUAUUUACUGUAGAGUCACCAGACUCACUACGACAAUAAUAAUAAUAAUAAUGAUGAUUUAAAAAAAAAAAAAAAAAAAAAAAAAAGCAUAAUUCAAUAUCAACGACAUUACAGGACAUUAAACUGUAAAAUGGAAAAAAAUAAAUGAAUAUGAAUAUUAACACUUUGUGUUACUUGUUUUACUCGAAGAUAUACAUAAGAAGUCUAUAUUAAUAACUUGAGUUUGUAUCUAUUCAGCGUACGGUUAUGUUUACACACUCGUGCUUCUCAUCCGGACGGGUAAAUGAAGGUGUUUGUGAGGUGUGUUCUGAGGAGGAUGGAGAGAGAGAGAGAGAGAGAGAGAGGGAGGGAUAAGAUAGAGAAAGAUAGAAGUGGAGAAGGAGGAUGCCAGACUAUAUUUAUCCUAACCUUUGGGGAUGUUGAUUAAAUGGGAUUUUGCAGUUGUAUUGUGUCCGUUGUAAAACACGCACGGUGGGGUUUCUGUAGGGUGUACGUGUGUGAUGCAGUGACUGCUCUAACUCUGGAAGGCAGACGUUUACCUUUAAGGGUGGCAAAGGCCAGUCUUUCCGAACUGGCAUGUUGACCAUGUGCAAUAUUUCUUACGUUAAAACAGGUUGAUGAUAAUAAAAACAUAACUCAUU